This is a messenger RNA of Amorphotheca resinae ATCC 22711, 1173 nucleotides long. RefSeq lists its product as hypothetical. Gene Ontology annotation, cellular component: spliceosomal complex. The record is from RefSeq and is a predicted model, not a curated record. The coding region runs from base 1 to 1173 and encodes 390 amino acids. Gene Ontology annotation, biological process: spliceosomal complex disassembly. Lineage: Eukaryota; Fungi; Ascomycota; Leotiomycetes; Helotiales; Amorphothecaceae. The transcript is spliced from 2 exons.
AUGACAGCGUCGACUUCAACACCCCCUAUCCAUUGGUUCGGCCAGCCUGUUCGUGUGCCAUCGGCGUCGCCGUCGGCAGAAGCUCAUGCUCUUGUUUCACUUCGCCCUCAGGCGGGACAAGAAUGGGGGAGCGAGGAAGAGAUAGGAUUGAUUCCAUAUGCGAAACGCUCGCCCGCGACAGAAGGCUCUGCUCUCUGCUCAGUUACCUUGACGUCGUCCGCCCGUUCCAGGCUUGCCCCUAUCACCAUGUCUAACAAUGACCUAUUGAAGUGGGUCACCAGCGAUGUUGAUUUCUACGAACUCUUGGGCGUGACCUUCGAGAACUGCAGCGAGUCGGAGCUACGACGUGCAUACAGGAGGACCGCGCUCAAGUACCACCCAGACAAGGUCGGGAAGGAUUUCGACCCUGCCAAAUACGAACUGUUCCAGGCUGCGAAUGAUGUGCUCAGCGAUCCCGAAUUGAAGGCGAAGUACGAUAACCACCGCAAUGCUAAGUUGCAAAAGCAGAGAGCAAAUGAGCUCUUCGAGGGGCGGAGGCGGCAGAUGAAGGAGGAUCUGGAGGCCCGGGAACGAGGUGGUAUAGCUACCGCGGGGCUGAAGAGACCGAGAGAAGAUGAUGCGCAGAGUCAAGUGCAACAGGAGCUUAGGAAAUUGGCCGAGGAGGGAAGGAAGAGGAGGGCGGCGAGGGCAUCCAUGAUGGGCGAGAGCGCGAGCGCGGCAACAUCAUCGCCAGCCCCACCAUCCCCCGAGAAGAAACCAGCUGCAGCUCCGGCUCCAGCCCAAGAUCCAAACGCCGGAGAACAGCCUGAAGAGGACGAAGUAGAGAGAUUAGAGCGGUUGAUACGUGAAGCUGAGCAAGCCAAAGCAAAGCGGAAAGCAGAGAAGAAGGCUCGGAAGAGUGGUAUCUUCGUGCCUGUCGACUCGCCAUCUGUUGGAGGAAGUGCAGAAGCGGGGGAGAAACUGGCAGAUCGAGAUACAGCCACACCUACCAAACGUCCUGAUAUCUUCAAAGGAUUGAAAGCUGACGAGAAAUCUUCAGCAUCGCCGAGAUUCUCCUUCUCACCAAACACGCCGAAAUCCAAAGAUUUUGCGGCUACGAUGGCCAGGUUAAAAGCUGCUGAGAAACAGAGAAUGGAGGAUGAAAUAAGACAGCGGGAGUCGGAGAUGGCUUAG